Messenger RNA from Tripterygium wilfordii, 1416 nucleotides. RefSeq names its product PHD finger protein ALFIN-LIKE 7-like. Gene Ontology annotation, molecular function: histone binding; transcription coregulator activity; transcription cis-regulatory region binding. The transcript is spliced from 5 exons. Bases 295 to 1053 code for a protein of 252 amino acids. Gene Ontology annotation, cellular component: nucleus. Gene Ontology annotation, biological process: regulation of DNA-templated transcription. The record is from RefSeq and is a predicted model, not a curated record. Lineage: Eukaryota; Viridiplantae; Streptophyta; Magnoliopsida; Celastrales; Celastraceae.
UCUCUCUCCCUCUAGUUGGUUCCUUCCUUUUCUCAUUCCCCAAAUUAUAAUCAGGACCAACACAAACCCUAGGCCCCCAAUCAAAACCCUAAAAUUAAGAUUCUGCCUUUCAACUCUUUGUUUGUCCUUUUCCUCUUGAUUGUCAAUUGCAAUUCUUCAAUUCUUCCAGCAUUACAUAGACAGAUACACAUCCGCUGUAUCUGCCAUAUAUAAUCAUAUAUUGACAUUUACCUGGAUAUAGUGUGAUUCGACGAGUAGUUGCUUUGAAAAGGUGAAGACCAAGCGAAAGAGACAAUGGAAGGGAUACCGCACCCAGUACCUCGAACUGUAGAGGAGGUCUUCGGCGACUUCAAGGGCAGGAGGGCUGGCCUGAUUAAGGCCCUUACUACUGAUGUCGAGAAGUUCUACCAGCAGUGUGACCCCGAGAAGGAGAAUUUAUGUUUAUAUGGACUUUCUAAUGAGACAUGGGAAGUUAACCUACCCGUUGAGGAGGUGCCUCCUGAGCUUCCUGAGCCAGCUCUAGGUAUAAAUUUUGCUAGAGAUGGAAUGCAAGACAAGGAUUGGCUCUCACUUGUUGCGGUUCACAGCGAUUCAUGGUUGCUUGCUGUUGCAUUCUACUUUGGUGCACGCUUUGGGUUUGGUAAGAAUGAAAGGAAGAGACUCUUCCACUUGAUAAAUGAGCUCCCAACCAUUUUUGAAGAAGUGACUGGAAACGUCAAGCAACCAAAGGACCAAACUGCUGCUAAUAACAAUAGUAGCAAAAGUAAAUCUAGCGUAAAGUCUCGACAGUCUGAGUCCCAAACUAGGCCAGUUAAGAUGUCUCCACCACCUAAGGAAGAAGAUGAGAGUGGGGAAGAAGAGGAAGACGAUGAACAGGGUGCAACUUGUGGGGCAUGUGGUGACAGUUAUGGAGGUGAUGAAUUCUGGAUUUGCUGUGAUAUAUGUGAGAGAUGGUUUCAUGGAAAAUGUGUGAAGAUUACCCCUGCUAAGGCUGAACAUAUCAAGCAGUAUAAGUGCCCAGGUUGUACUACCAAGAGGGCUAGAGCCCAGUAAACAGCUGAAAUCGAAGUUCAUAAACAAUUGGACAAAGUCAAAUCAGACAAGGUCUAGAACUUUCAGGUGAACAGUUUGGAAAAAAGUUCGUUUCUGUUUUAGAUAUUGAAGGAUUUCCAGAUGAAAUUUCAGGUCUUGCGACUCCUGUUCUGUCCAGAUUCUUGAGAAUUGUGGUUUUAACUUUUAAGUAGUUCCUGGAAAGGCAACUUGCAGAUUUAUAUUAAUAUUUACCCAAUUUUCUGGUUUCGUUGUUGAUGAACAUUUUGCAUGUUGAUCAUGAUUGGUCAUGUUGUGCCUCAUUUCCCUUGCUAAUUUUCCUUCAAACUGCAUGAAAAAAGUAAUGGAAGCGUUAUUUGUGAUUCA